Molecule: messenger RNA, 2050 nt
Organism: Mya arenaria
Lineage: Eukaryota; Metazoa; Mollusca; Bivalvia; Myida; Myidae
Product: receptor-type tyrosine-protein phosphatase alpha-like
Exons: 19
Coding region: 1-2022 (673 amino acids)
Biological process (GO): protein dephosphorylation
Molecular function (GO): protein tyrosine phosphatase activity
Source: RefSeq, a predicted model, not a curated record
AUGCCUAUUGAACUUACAAACUCCGAAUCAACAAGCACAGUCGGUGGGAUUGUUGGAGGUUUAAUGGGUACCCUAGUAGCUGUAGUACUUGUGGUCGUUGUCGUUUUUAUUAUUAGAAGAAAGCUGAACAGCGAUAAGCCUGCCAAAGACUUCUCAAACAAACCACCUGCAAGGUCAAAUCCAGGAAAACCUGACUCAUUUGAAAUGAGGAAUAAUGCUUCCAACAAUCCUACGUAUUCCAACGAACUUGCAAACGGGGGUGAUUACUACAGUUUUAACGAAGCCGUACCCGGAUUUGCAAUUCAAGAGUUGUGGAGUUACAUCAGGGAAAAGAUGAAAAAUAAUCGAAAACAUCUCUAUGACGAGUUUGCGACGUUGCCAACUGGACUUGUCCAUAAACAUGAGGUCGCAGCUCAGGAAAAGUACAAGGGCAAAAACAGAUACAAGGAAAUGUAUGCAUACGACCAUUCACGAGUACCACUUAAAAAGGCCAAGCCAGAUGAUCCAGACUAUAUCAAUGCUUGUUUCAUCGAUGGUUAUGAGAAAGUAAACAAAUUCAUCGCAUCGCAAGGUCCGACGAAGAACAUGAUUGAUGACUUUUGGCGAAUGGUUUGGCAACAGAAGGCUGACAAAAUCGUGAUGCUGACAAAUCUUAUUGAAAUGGCUUCGAUAAAGUGCAUACAGUACUGGCCAGAAAAAGGUGACACCUGCUCAUACGGUGGCAUAGAUCUAUCAUACAUCGACACGAAAGAAUUCCAAGACUACAAUAUACGCGCAUGGGAAGCCGUGAAGACUGGCAGUAAACCACGUCGAAUACGCCAAUUUCACUUUAAAAGUUGGCCUGACAAGGACGUUCCAGACAGUGCUUGGUGCCUCGUCAACUUUUGGAAAGCUGUUGACACUAACAAAUCAGCAAAUGAAUCACCGAUUGUUGUGCACUGCAGUGCUGGAGUUGGUCGGACUGGAACAUUCAUUGCCCUUGACAACCUGAUUCACCAGGCAAAAACAGAAAAGUACGUUCGACCUCUACAAAUGGUGCAGACACUUCGCAGGCAGAGGGUAAACAUGGUACAAACGAAGGAACAGUAUGUGUACCUUCACGAGGCCGUAGCAGAGGCGCUGCUGAUCGGGACACAUCACGUAUACUCCAAGCAGUUUGAUAGUUUCUACAAGCACAUGGUCAGCAAAGAGCCCGGAUCGCUGAAGACGAGGGUUGAAGAACAGUUCAAUCUGAUUGAAAAUGGAAUUACAGAAGAGACGGUACAGGAAAGUGGUCAUGAAUAUGGAAACAUGGAAUCCCUGCAAUCUGAAAUAGAUGCCUAUCGCCCUAAGCUGAAGAACAGAGGGUCCAACAUAGUCCAAAGACUUGGAACUAUUUUCUUACCGAACUACGCGAACAAAAACACGUUCCUGAUGGGAAUGUCGCCGACAGAAAAUACGCUAGAAGAAUUCUGGUCCUUGAUUGAGGAAGAACACAUCACCACCGUCAUCAUGCUGACGUCACAGUCACAUGCCGCGUACAAGACUUGUCAGUACCUUGGAAGCAGUGACGGAAGACAAAUUGGCAAGUUUAAAGUCAACUGCAUCCAUGAGAAGCAGAACAAAGCUUUCAAAGAAAAGUGUUUUUCAUUCAAGGAUGUUAACCACGAGGACGAGGAUUAUCUUACGACAAUCCGCCAGUUUGAAUUUUCGGCGUGGGGCGAUGGCGAGGACACGCCAAUCGGUGUCCAGCCAAUGCUGGAUAUUUUGGAGGCAGUCAACAGGUGGCAGCCUCAUCUCGGCGAGACUAGACCCAUCCUCAUACAUUGCGAAUCAGGAUAUUGUCGCAGUGGGGUUGUGGCUGUACUUCUGAAUGAAGUUCGUCGGGUUCAAGACAACAAGGGCCAGAUCAAUAUCGUGGACAGCGUGAUGACGAUGAAACAACGGAACAAAGAUAUUGUGCAGAACCCGGCACAACUUCGAUACAUCUACGACGUCAUGCAAGAACAUGUCAAACAAAUCGAUGUUUAUCAAAAUUUGUAGGCCAUGGCAGAAAAGUGUUUACCCAUUU